Symbiodinium pilosum is the source of this 2415-nucleotide messenger RNA. The record is from the annotation of a GenBank genome assembly. Lineage: Eukaryota; Dinophyceae; Suessiales; Symbiodiniaceae.
AUGGCUGACACAAUAACAGGACCCUGGCGUCGCCCCAGAAACACAUCAGCAAAUGAAAAGGGUGGCAUCCACGACGAUGACACCGCUCAGAACCUGGGCUUUCAGGGCGGCACUAUCGCCGGCUCCAUUCAUAUGGAGCAGUUUCCACCGUUAUUGGUCGAUUACUUCGGCGAUGCCUGGUGGUCCAGUGGUGGCAUGUCACUCUAUUUCAAAGCGGCAACCAUCAAUCACGAACCGGUGCGUUGCAGCCUUGAAGCCAUGACCCCGUCAAAGGCACGCAUCUGGAUGGAGAACGAAGCAGGCACGAUGGUCAUGGAAGGGACCGCGUCAUUAGGAGAAGACCCUGACUCUGAAGUCAGCAAGCGCGUAGCGGCCGCCCGUGCGCCCAGUGACCUGCGCAUGAUGCAGGAUGUGGUUGUGGGUGCGCCGUCGCCAGAUUGCCCUGUCUCUAUCAGCAUCGAGAGCAUUGAUGCGCGUCUCGCCGUGAUUACCGAACCUAUGGCGUGUUACAAAGACGCCAGCUUUUAUGGCGGCAUAGUUGCCCCGGUUGCACCUUUUGUGCAUGCCUUCAGAGCCGUUGAGCCGCACAUAAUUCCCGUUAGAGGUCCGUAUGUGGGUUUGUUUGGAUCUAUCGAACUUCAGUACCUCAACGGACCAGUGGUUACAGGCCACGAUUAUGUUGCCCAGGGGCAUGUGGUUGCGCUGUCUGACAGUCCUAAAACUGAAAUUGUCUGGUAUACCGCCACUUUGAAUGACGCCUCCUCCGGUGUACCGGAUAUUACAUUGCUCAAACUGCACGGAUUUUCUUCCAGCAACUACUACAACGUACCCAAACUAGCCCUUCUGGAAAAAGGCAUUGCAUUUGAGGAGGUCCUGUCUUACACCGGCGUGGGACCGAAGUACAAACCCGAAUAUCUCGACAAGAGCCCGCUGGGCAAAGUCCCGGCAAUUGAAACAGAAGAAGGAUUCAUCAGUGAAUCCCGCGCGAUUCUGGAAUAUAUCGAACGUGCUUAUCCAACACCCUCACUGCUGCCUGAUUCAGCCUUUGGCAUCGGUAAAGUCCAGGAGCUGUCGCAGUUCAUCGAACUUUACUUCGAACUGGUGGCGCGCCGCCUGAUCCCCAACCUGCUUGGCGGUACGCAACCCGACCCUGCGGUAUUAAAAGAAUUCGAGACCAGCAUCAACAAAGCGGCACCCGCACUGGCCAGGCUUUCAGACUUCAAACAGUUUGCCUACGGCGACCAGUUCACACUGGCCGACAUCGCAGCCAUUCUUAAUCUGCCCGUUGUACGCAGCGUUGGUAAAAAGUUUCUGGGUAAAGAUCCGUUAUCUGAUGUACCCGGACUGGAUAACUAUUGCGAACGCAUGGAACAGCGGCCGCAUGUGAAGACAAUUCGCGCUGAUGCAGCUGCAGAUCAACCGGGCUUCAUGGCGCACCUGAAGGCGCUUUACGAAUUCAUAAAAGAAAAAUCUGCACCAGACAUGCAGAUGUAUCGAGCGGAAGUAUCCACCUCCGAGCCGAUGAAAUCAGUGCUUGAAAACAAUCCCGACAUUUAUUUUGUACCUCCCCAGCGAAGUGCCGACUGGGGUAACUGGGCGUUCAAGCCGGGUUCGUACUACGACACCACAACAGGUGCAAAGCAUCCUUACUGGCAGGAUCACAACCUGCCCCAGGCCACAAAAGACAUCGAGCAGCUACGCCAGGAUAUGGUGCAGUGGGGUUACUGCAAAAUAGAAGAUGCUUUGUCGGCAGAGCAGGUUGAACGCAUGCGGGUUCGCGUGCUUGAGCAGGCAGAAGGCGAACGCCUCGCCGGCAUUGCGCAGAGGACCCCCAGUGGUCAGAACAUCAACUGCUGUGUCAACAAAGGUCGUUGUUUCGAGCUGUUCAUCGAACAACACCACAGUGCCAUUCAAGGUGGCCCGUUGAUUGAGCAACUCGUCACUGAAGCGCUGGGGCCUGGCUGGGUCUGCACCUCUCUGAUUGCCGCUAUUUCGCUAAAGGGUGGCGUCCCCCAGGCACUGCAUCAGGACCAGAGCAACGCCCUCGAUUCUCAAAGCCCCAUGACCAUUAACCUGCUCACCGCGAUCACGGAUGUUGAUGAAAGCAAUGGUGGCACGCUGCUUAUUCCUGGCAGUCAUGUGACCCUCUCCCAGGCUAUGCGCGAAGGCAAACCGGUAGGCAAACUACCUCCGGCAAUAAAUCUGGAUGCAAAGGCAGGCACCGUGGUGAUCACCGACGGCCGGCUACUGCACGGCACAGGCAUCAACCAUACCGAUGAGCCGCGCAUUGUGAUGCUCAACGGCAUGCAGAAACCCUGGAUGCGCCAACAGGAAAACUGGAUGUUGUCAGUGCGCCCGGAGGUCAUGGCUUCGGCGCAAAAGGACUACCCGGUGAAGCUGCUGGCGCUACUGUAG